This is a messenger RNA of Helianthus annuus (common sunflower), 826 nucleotides long. Its product is annotated as RING-H2 finger protein ATL80. The transcript has a single exon. Bases 85 to 651 code for a protein of 188 amino acids. Lineage: Eukaryota; Viridiplantae; Streptophyta; Magnoliopsida; Asterales; Asteraceae. The record is from RefSeq and is a predicted model, not a curated record.
CUCACCUUACCCCUCUCAUUCUCACCUCAUUCACACACACUUCACCUCAAAAAAACACACAUAAAUCAUAACCAUUAACACGCUAUGAGUCGUCCAUACAGAUUCCUAUCCACCGUAGUUGUCCACUCAUCAUCAACAACGGUGACCGAAUCGCCUGACCGAACCGUGGAAUCCGACUUUGUCAUCAUCCUUGCUGCUUUACUAUGUGCUCUAGUUUGUAUUGUAGGUUUGAUAGCCGUAGCUUACUGCACUUGGCUUCAACGGAGAAUGAUGGCAAAUCGGACGCCUAGACAACCAUCUACUACACCUAACAAAGGAAUCGAAAAGAAGGUCGUAGAGGCGCUCCCGAAGUUCGCAUACGACUCGAAGAAAGAGAAGGGGGUGUACGGAGAGUGUGUGAUAUGUUUGGUGGAGUACGUAGAUGGAGACGAGAUUCGAGUGCUGCCUCAGUGUGGACACGGGUUUCACAUCGGAUGUAUCGAUAAGUGGCUCGGCUCGCACUCGUCGUGCCCGUCGUGUAGACAGAAUGUGGUGAUCGGUAAAUGUAAAACGUGCGGUGAGUUUCCGAGUUAUGCAGCCGGAAGUAUAUCGUUGGUGGUGGAACAUGAAAGUGGGGGUUCUAGUUCAAUGAAUAAAGUAGAAGGAAGUUAAUGGUUAGCAAUGGUCAACGAUUAUUAUUGUUAUUCCGACAAAAUGAAUAUAUGUAAUUCCUAAUUCAGUGGUGGACGAUUGUUAGGUUUUAAAAUUUGUCGGCUGUAUAUAUUAUUUUAUAUGGGUGAUAAAAGUAUAUUGCUUAUUUCAAAAAGACGAGUUAACUUCCGUUUUA